Messenger RNA from Stomoxys calcitrans (stable fly), 2718 nucleotides. Its product is annotated as glutamine--fructose-6-phosphate aminotransferase [isomerizing] 2. Gene Ontology annotation, molecular function: carbohydrate derivative binding; L-glutamine:D-fructose-6-phosphate transaminase (isomerizing) activity. The transcript has a single exon. The record is from RefSeq and is a predicted model, not a curated record. Lineage: Eukaryota; Metazoa; Arthropoda; Insecta; Diptera; Muscidae. Gene Ontology annotation, biological process: UDP-N-acetylglucosamine metabolic process; fructose 6-phosphate metabolic process; carbohydrate derivative biosynthetic process. The coding region runs from base 202 to 2244 and encodes 680 amino acids.
CAUAUACGCACGCAUACACCGGCAUUGUUUACGUAUCACAAUAUCAAAAGGGAAGGAAGUUGCUGCUAGGGUGUACGUACACCAAUAAAGAACACGUAGAGGAGAAAAGGGUGGGCGCAUUAGCAAUUUUUUAAUCUUUCCUUAUCAUACCAUAAGUGCACAAGUUACGCUGCAGCUGAGUUUGGAAGAAGUUUUGCUAGAAUGUGCGGAAUAUUUGCUUAUCUAAAUUAUUUAACUCCAAAAACACGUCAUGAGGUUUUGGAUUUGUUGGUGAACGGUUUGAAACGUCUGGAAUAUCGCGGAUACGAUUCCACAGGCAUAGCCAUUGAUGGUCCGGGUGAGCACAAUGACGUUAUACUGGUCAAAAGAAUUGGCAAAGUCAAGGUAUUGGAGGAUGCCAUACAGGAGCUGUGCUCCAACGAGGACUUCUCGGCUGCAUUGAACACACAUGUCGGUAUUGCUCAUACCAGAUGGGCAACCCAUGGUGUACCCUCCGAAAUGAAUUCACAUCCUCAGCGUUCUGAUUUGGACAACAGUUUUGUGGUAGUCCAUAAUGGUAUUAUAACCAAUUAUAAGGAUGUAAAGACCCUGCUGGAGAAAAGGGGUUAUGUUUUUGAGUCGGACACUGACACAGAAGUAAUUGCGAAGCUGGUUCAUCACUUGUGGACGCAACAUCCAUCGUAUACCUUUCGCGAAUUGGUGGAGCAAACAAUUCAACAAUUGGAGGGAGCCUUUGCCGUGGCCUUCAAAUCUAAAGAAUUUCCUGGCGAAUGUGUUGCUUCACGCCGCGGCUCUCCCCUGCUGGUAGGCAUUAAGACCAAAACACGUUUGGCCACAGACCACAUUCCCAUUUUGUAUGCCAAAGAACAUCGUCCCCACGGCCAUAGUAAUAUGCCAUCAAUGUUGCCUGUUACUCGCACCGAAUCCCAUUCCGAGUUUAUGCCUUUGGACGAUACUGAAGUUGAAUAUUUCUUUGCCUCGGAUGCUUCGGCAAUUAUUGAGCACACCAAUCGUGUAAUCUAUUUGGAAGACGAUGAUGUGGCCGCCGUUAAGGAUGGUGCCUUAAGCAUCCAUCGGUUGAAAAGGUCAUUGGACGAUGCCCAUGCUCGAGAAAUCACCACAUUGAAAACCGAAAUCCAACAGAUCAUGAAGGGUAACUAUGACUACUUUAUGUUGAAGGAAAUUUACGAACAACCCGAGUCUGUGGUAAACACCAUGAGAGGUCGUGUGAAGUUUGAAUCACAAGAUGUGGUUUUAGGAGGUAUCAAAGAAUACAUACCGGAGAUAAGAAGAUGCCGGCGCAUAAUGCUGAUCGGAUGUGGCACUUCGUACCAUAGUGCGGUGGCUACUAGGCAACUCUUGGAGGAGCUUACAGAAAUUCCUGUCAUGGUCGAGUUGGCUUCUGAUUUUCUGGAUCGUAAUACUCCCAUCUUUCGUGAUGACGUGUGCUUUUUCAUUUCGCAGUCUGGAGAAACGGCUGACACUCUACUCGCCUUAAGGUACUGCAAGCAAAGAGGAGCUUUAAUCGUGGGCAUCACAAACACUGUGGGCAGCAGUAUUGGCCGUGAAUCUCACUGUGGCGUUCACAUUAAUGCCGGGCCUGAAAUAGGCGUAGCUUCCACCAAGGCAUAUACCUCUCAAUUCAUUUCGCUGGUCAUGUUUGCCUUGGUCAUGUCUGAUGAUCGUUUAUCGAUUCAACCCAGACGUCAAGAGAUCAUUAAAGGCCUGUCCAAUUUGGCCGAUCAAAUUAGGAAGGUAUUGGAAUUGGAUACGAAAAUUCGCGAUUUAGCCAAGGAAUUGUAUAUGCACAAAUCUCUGUUGAUAAUGGGGCGUGGUUAUAACUUUGCCACAUGCCUUGAAGGUGCCUUAAAAGUCAAGGAAUUAACGUACAUGCAUAGCGAAGGGAUACUGGCGGGAGAACUAAAACACGGUCCCCUCGCUUUAGUCGACGAUGAGAUGCCUGUUCUUAUGAUUGUUCUACGCGAUCCAGUCUACACCAAAUGCAUGAACGCCUUGCAGCAAGUCACUUCGCGCAAAGGACGUCCCAUUAUAAUCUGUGAAGAAGGUGAUGAAGAAACCAAAGCCUUUUCCUCCCGCAGCCUGGAAAUUCCCCGCACUGUCGAUUGCCUACAAGGUAUUUUAACUGUCAUUCCUAUGCAAUUGCUGUCAUAUCACAUUGCUGUUUUGCGUGGAUGUGAUGUUGAUUGUCCCCGAAACUUGGCCAAAUCAGUGACCGUUGAGUAAACUAUUGACGACCACACCCCACCCAAUACCCCUUUUUUUAUAGGGGCUCCGCUUGGUUUCACUUUGUUUUUCACCACUGGAAACUGUUUUUACUCUUAUGACAAAAGCGGCUAUAAUUUUGACAAAUAUUUCUGGGGGCGAAAGGGCAAGUGAAACCAAGAGAGGGUCACUAUAUAAUAAUGGUUUUGUAAUUGUUAAGUUAUAACUUUAUACCAGCCCCCUUCCUCUGUGCAUUUCCAAAAUCUAUGAUUGUAUAUUUAUUUUGCCUUAUUUUGUUAGUUAAGUUCAACGUUUUUUUUUUGUAUGCCAUUUACUAUGGGAGUUUCAGCGUAUUUAAACAAUUGAAAAAUUUUAAUAAACGUGUGCAAUUUCGCAAAUAGUUUAAAACUAUUACCCUUCUUAUAUACAGAUAUAUUUUAUCUACAAGCAUACAUAUACAUAUAUUUUAACAACAAUAAAUAUGGGAAUAUUGUA